Messenger RNA from Thlaspi arvense, 795 nucleotides. The record is from the annotation of a GenBank genome assembly. NCBI's taxonomy places the organism in Eukaryota, Viridiplantae, Streptophyta, Magnoliopsida, Brassicales, Brassicaceae.
AUGGGUUCUUUCAAGGGCCAUGCUUUGCCAGGUACAUUGUUCUUUGUGGUUGGAGUAUGGCACAUUUGGAGCUCAGUGGUUCGAUUCGUGUCGAACCCUAAAUCAUUUCGGGUUCGAGUUUGGCACCCUGUUCCUGGUUUCGACGAUAGGAUCAAGUACUUGGAGCUUUACGUUGUCACUAUUGGCUCGUUCAUCGACUUGUGCAUUGAGUUCUUGUACUCAACUCAUCUCAGAUUCUUCGUCAAUGGUGUCUUGAAUCCUUCCCACAUGAAUGACUUCGAGCACUCCGGGAUGCUUCUCAUGUUCUUCAUCCUCGGGUUUAUCGCUUUGAUCUCCGAGAAAACGAGGUUACUUCCUCUGCCACAAGAAGCUCUGUGUUUGGUCGCUGCAACAGCUUUUACAGCAGAAUGUCUUCUCUUCUUCUUCCACUCCACAAGCCACAAAGGUCUUGAAGGUUAUUACCAUCUCCUCCUCGUCUUUCUCAUCGGUCUCUGCGUCAUCUCCUCAAUCGCAGGAGCAAUUUGCCCUACAAGCUUCCCAGUGGAUCUAUGCAAUGGCAUUGCAAUGACUCUCCAAGGCCUCUGGUUUUAUCAGACAGCUUUCACUCUCUAUGGUCCUAUGAUGCCUCAAGGCUGCGGUUUAAAAGGGAACUCUGUCGUUUGCAGAUCAGUCGAUUACGAAGUCUCUGGAGAGUUUCUUGCUAAUUUUCAGCUCUUCUCUUUGGUUCUUGCUGUUCUUGUCUGCGUUGUGGGUUCAUAUGCUUAUGCAGCUUCAAGAUUUGGAGUAAGUAGAUAA